This is a messenger RNA of Etheostoma spectabile (orangethroat darter), 1108 nucleotides long. RefSeq names its product jumonji domain containing 8 (gene jmjd8). NCBI's taxonomy places the organism in Eukaryota, Metazoa, Chordata, Actinopteri, Perciformes, Percidae. Gene Ontology annotation, cellular component: nucleus. Bases 153 to 962 code for a protein of 269 amino acids. The transcript has 9 exons. The record is from RefSeq and is a predicted model, not a curated record. Gene Ontology annotation, molecular function: cis-regulatory region sequence-specific DNA binding.
UAAUUUUAAUGUGGUGGUUUCUGAUUGGCUCUCCGGGAGGAAGCGAGAAGACAAAUCAUACUCGGGGACAAUGCGACAUAUUCUCCGGAUGUUCUUAUUUCUAUAAUAAUAUAUAAUUUAGUAAGCUUUGAGUUUCCGGGGUAGAGAUUUGAAUGGACUACAACUCGGCCGUGGUGACUACAUGUUCCCGGGUCCUCCUGCUAUGUUUCAUCGGACUACAGGCAGCGGGGCCGCGGGAGGACGGAGGCGGCUGGUCCUCCGACUUCAGACUAGAAGACGAAGGUCUCUGUAACAUCGACGUGUUGGACGGAUCCUCCCUCUCACACCAGCAGUUCAUAGACAGAUACGCGUACCGCCGCCCGGUGAUCCUCCGAGGACUCACCGACAACACGAGAUUCAGGUCUUCGUGCUCCAGGUCCUCUUUACUAGAAGACUACGGCGCCCGGAGAGUUCGGCUCAGCACAGCCAAUACCUACUCUUACAGGAAAGUGGACGUCCCUCUGCAGGAGUACGUGGACGUCUUGCUGAGACCUCAGGCUGCAGACGCCCUCGGCAGCGAGACGCUGUAUUUCUUUGGAGACAACAACUUCACAGAGUGGCAGAGUCUGUUUGAGCAGUACGAGUCUCCGCCGUACGUCCUGCCUCACACCAGCGGAGCGUACAGCUUCGGGAUCGCAGGUCCGGGAACAGGAGUCCCCUUCCACUGGCACGGCCCCGGCUACUCCGAAGUCAUCUACGGGAGAAAGCGGUGGUUCCUCUACCCGCCUGACCAGGAGCCGCACUUCCACCCGAACCGCACCACCCUGUCCUGGCUGAUGGAGAUUUACCCCCAGCUGCCCGAGGACGAGGCUCCGCUGGAGUGCACCAUCAGACCAGGAGAGGUGCUGUACUUCCCUGACCGCUGGUGGCACGCCACGCUCAACCUGGACACCAGCGUCUUCAUCUCCACCUUCCUCGGCUGAGGACAGACGCUGCCUCGGAUGAGGACAGACGCCAACCUGGACACCAGCGUCUCUCCACACUUCCUCGGCUGAGGACAGACGCUCAACCUGGACACACCAGCGUCUUCGUCAUCCCUUCCUCGUGAGGCAGACGCUCAACAAACACA